This is a messenger RNA of Myxocyprinus asiaticus (Chinese sucker), 4508 nucleotides long. Its product is annotated as prostaglandin G/H synthase 1-like. Gene Ontology annotation, biological process: cyclooxygenase pathway; response to oxidative stress. Gene Ontology annotation, cellular component: cytoplasm; neuron projection. The transcript is spliced from 11 exons. The record is from RefSeq and is a predicted model, not a curated record. Gene Ontology annotation, molecular function: peroxidase activity; oxidoreductase activity, acting on single donors with incorporation of molecular oxygen, incorporation of two atoms of oxygen; prostaglandin-endoperoxide synthase activity. Bases 386 to 2179 code for a protein of 597 amino acids. NCBI's taxonomy places the organism in Eukaryota, Metazoa, Chordata, Actinopteri, Cypriniformes, Catostomidae.
UUACUUCAUUCAAACCUGAACCAUAGAAGGCGAGAGACGUUUCUGCUUACCUGUUUUAGUUAUUAUGCGGUUUUAACUAGAGUAGCAUAUUCAAAAUCAAGGCGUGUAGUUUUAUGUUAUUUCCGCUCUAGUAAAAACUCACAUUCCAUUCGAGCGCAUUUUUUUUCUCAUCAGUCCGUGGAAACUCGUCUGCGAGCCUGACCGUGCGCGAUCUUCCUUUUGUUCGCAGCUAUGUCGUGAUUUUUAAAAAAUAACAACAUGGCAUUAAUUCUUUGGAUUUUCUUCCUUCUUCCAUAACACCACUUUUGAAUUAUUUGCGCUACUGAUAAAGUGAAUUAUCUUUCCUCUUUUUUCGUGACCUUUUUGUGUUUCAUGUCAAACUGCAAUGAAAGUGUUUAGCUGUUUGCUCAAGUCGACAUGUAUCCUGCUGCUGAGUAUUUCCUUAUGUCUUGGUGAAGAAAGCUCAACGUUAUCAAAUAUUGUGAAUCCUUGUUGCUAUUACCCUUGUCAAAACCGGGGGCUGUGUGUUCGAUAUGGCCUGGAGAGAUAUGAAUGUGACUGCACCAGAACCGGACACUAUGGAGAAAAUUGCACUAUACCUGAGUUUUGGACAAGAGUCUAUCGGCUUUUGAAACCCAGUCCUAACACAGUCCACUACAUCCUCACCCACUUUCAAUGGCUAUGGGACAUCAUCAACAAGACGGCCCUCAGGGAUUGGCUGAUGCAUAAAGUUCUAACAGUAAGAUCCAACUUAAUCCCAAGUCCCCCAACAUACAAUUCCAGAUAUGAGUAUUUGAGCUGGGAGGCAUAUUCCAACAUCACCUACUACACAAGAAUCCUUCCACCAGUUCCACAGGACUGCCCCACACCCAUGGGGACCAAAGGAAAAAUGAAGCUUCCGGACCCUAAACUUCUGGUAGAAAAGUUCAUGUUGAGACGGAAUUUCAGGCCAGACCCUCAGGGAACAAAUUUAAUGUUUGCCUUCUUCGCUCAGCACUUCACUCACCAAUUCUUCAAGACUCACAACCGUGUGGGGCUAGGGUUCACUAAAGGUCUGGGUCACGGGGUGGAUGCUGGACACAUUUAUGGAGAUACUCUAGAUCGUCAGCUAGAUCUCAGACUUCACAAAGAUGGGAAACUGAAGUACCAGGUGAUAAAUGGCGAGAUAUACCCCCCAACAGUAAAAGACGCGCAAGUCAAAAUGAGCUACCCACCAUCUGUCCGUCCGGAGCAGCAGUUGGCUAUCGGGCAAGAAGUGUUUGGACUGCUGCCUGGUCUCAGUAUGUACGCCACCUUGUGGCUGCGUGAGCACAAUCGUGUAUGUGAUAUCCUGAAAAAAGAACAUCCAACCUGGGGAGAUGAGCAGCUGUUUCAGACAACCAGGCUCAUUAUUAUAGGUGAGACCAUUCGUAUUGUGAUUGAGGACUAUGUCCAGCAUCUGAGCGGUUACCGCCUGAAGCUCAAGUUCGAUCCCACGCUGCUGUUCACCUCACAGUUCCAGUAUCAGAACCGCAUCGCUGUGGAGUUCAAUCAACUUUACCACUGGCACCCACUCAUGCCUGACAGCUUUCACAUUGAGGGAGAAGAGAUUCAGUACCCUCAGUUCCUGUUCAACACGUCUAUCCUCACUCACUAUGGGGUGGAGAAAUUGGUUGAGGCGUUCUCAACCCAACCCGCAGGACAGAUCGGAGGUGGUCAUAAUAUUAACGCAGUGGUGUCCAGAGUAGCUGAGGGAGUCAUCAUAGAAUCAAGAGAGCUUCGACUUCAGCCCUUCAAUGAGUACCGCAAGAGAUUCAAUCUGAAGCCCUACACAUCAUUCUCAGAAUUUGCAGGAGAGGAGGAGAUGGCAAAAGAACUGGAGGAACUUUAUGGUGACAUUGAUGCCAUGGAGUUCUACCCAGCUCUGAUGCUGGAGAAGACACGACCUGAUGCGAUAUUUGGUGAAAGCAUGGUGGAAAUGGGAGCCCCAUUUUCCCUAAAAGGCCUUCUGGGAAAUCCCAUUUGCUCCCCAGAUUACUGGAAGCCCAGUACAUUUGGUGGUCAGACAGGUUUUGAUAUAGUUAAUUCUGCCACUUUAAAGAAACUGGUUUGCCUCAAUACAAAGUGGUGUCCAUAUGUAUCUUUCCAUACUCCUCCAUCAGAUUACAAAAAACAGAGAACAUCUCAUGGUGAACUCUAGCAGAAUUCACUUUUAGCAAAGCAACUGUUUAUCAGAACUAGGUCAAGAACUAUUGUUUUAAUACGCUGUCUUCAAAUUUGACUUUCAAUUACAGAUGCUUUGAAGGGAUAGUUCACCCAAAAAUGAAAAUUCUGUCAUCAUGUUCCUUCCCUCAAGUCAUUCCAAACCUGUACUACUUUCUUUUUUCCACAGUAGAACACAAAAGGAGGUAUUUUAAAGAAGGUUGCAAUCCCUAAUUUCCAUACAAUGGCAGUUGAUAGUGAUUCCUUGAAAGGUCAUGUCAUAAGCAAUAAAAAUGUUCUUGAUCUUUUAACAUAUAAGAGGUUAUUGGUCUAUAAAAGCAUACUGUAAGUUUCAUAACUCAAAACUUGAUCACUGCAAAAAGAGCAUUUGUUGAAACCAAGCUGCCAAAACAACUCGUUCUCUACUUCCUCCACAUUGUGAUGUCACACUGUGGUAGAAAUUUGUAUCUGACCGCCUCCACAACAAUAUAACAAAAUACCUUAUCACUUCUGUAGCCCCGCCCAGUAGCAGUGAGCAAUGAGAUGGCAAGGAGAGAGCAGGUCAGUCAAGAACAGAGAGCGGCCAAGGCUGCCGGGUACGCAGAGGGCUCAGAAGUCAAGACGGGCGGGGACACAGAGGGCUCAGAGGCCAAGGCAGGUGGAGACUCAGAGGGCUCAGAGGUCAAGGCGGCCUGGGACUCAGAGGGCUCGUAGGUCAAGGCGGCCAGGGACUCAGGCAGUGAAGUCAAGGCGGCCUGGGACUCAGGCAGCAAAGUCAAGGUGGCCGGGGAUUCAGGCAGCGAGGUCAAGCUGGCCAGGGAUUCAGGCAGCAAGGUCAAGGCGGCCGGGGACUCAGGCAGUGAGGUCAAGGCGGCCGGGGCUGAGGACUCUGAUGUGGCGGUCACUGUAGGAGUGCUGAGUUCCUCAUCAGCCUCUCCCACAGUAAAUGGUGAUUCGCUCAGUCACAGAGCAAAAUCAAUGUACUGAAUCAGAGUUAAAUUAAUUACGCCUCCAGGCAACAAAGAAUAUAGUGGCUCAUUCAAACCACUAUGAAAAAAGUCAAUUGAUUGAGGCCUCCUCAAAGUCCACCAAAUGACAUAGCUCACUAAAGUCCAUAACAUAGUCCUCAAGGGGACGAGUCCCUUGGCGAAGACGCAUAAGUCCCCACAUGACAAGGGUGAGAAUGAUUGUGGAAUAUGAUCAUGUUUACAUACAUUUGACUGUUUUUUGUGCAAAAAACUUAACUGAUAUUAUAAGUGAACCUCAAGGAACAUAUUAAAUUAAAAAAGGCAUGUCAAGACCCCUUUAAAGCUUAGAAAAGGACCCAAAAGUGUCAUAAAGUUGUCCAUGCAGAUUGUGCAUCAUGUGCCAAGUCUUCUGAAGGUAGAUAAUAGGUUUUGGUGAGAAACAAACUGAACUAUAAGCAAUUUACAGUGAAAAUCUUGACAUCUGCCAUGGCUCUCCUUUAAAAAAGAAAGUCAUAGGGGUUUGGAACAAAAUUAGGGUGAUUAAAUGACAGCAGAAUUACAAUUUUUGGAUGAACAAUCCCUUUAAUUUUAUUCCAAUAAUUGAAUAGAAUGAAAUAUCUUAUGAAUCAGAAAUUAAUUAGCAAUAUGAUUAGUUAUUUGUAACAAGGUGUUUGAAGAAUGAAAAUAUAUAUGAAUAUAAUACGAAUAUAAUGAAUAGUAACAACAAUGAUGCUUUGUGAAUGAAUGUCAUGUACUUUUGAUCCUAAUCAGAGAUCAACACAGAACAUAUUUUAAUAUAAUCAGUAUAUUUCUAAUUGGACUUGUUAAAAGAUAAAUUGACUUCAGUUUGGAAAUUUGGCGAUCUAUAUUGAUUUUGCUAACAACAAAACAUUAACAAAUUACAUUGGGCUCUUUUUGGACACUUUGUUUACAGUAACCCAUGUUGCCAAAUAAAUAUAUUUAGCUUUAACUCAUAGUUCUCCCAAAAAUUAUUCUGUCCAUUUCAUGAUAGUGAAAACAUUAACUCAUGGGUUGCGGUUUUGUAUUGGUAUUUGCUGCCUCAUUGCUUAGUUACUGUUUUAUUGCCUUUGAAUGAACAAGUUUUGAAUGCAUUGAAUGCAUUGUUCUUGAAAUACAGUAAAUCAUUGCAGUCAUUGUGUUGAAACCUUUGAUAUAUGAUUGGCCAGUUUUUCUUAAGGUUUUUGUUGUUUUAGUCACUUUUGUAUACAUUUGUGUUCCUUGAAUAAAUGAAUGUAACCUAUGUGAUGUCCUUCUGAGUGAAGGAUGAUAUUAGCACCAAUUGUGGCACCAUUUCUAUGAGAUUUUUUGCAUAAUAAAUAGGUUUGUUAAAGGCAUAAA